AUGGUGCGCCGCUCGGCCCGCAACGCCGCCAAAGAGCCCGCCACCACCACCACCACCACCACCACCACCGACCCUCACGAAGAGGCCAUCAAGACCGAGACCAACGGCGCCGAAGCCGAUUCCGAGGAGCUGAAGCAGCGCAAUAAGCGCAAAGCUUCCGCCUCAGAGCCAAAACCCCAGUCAGUCGACAGCCCCGAAGCCGACUCUCCUGAGGAAGAAGAGUCCAAACCCGAGCCCAAGAAGCGCAAGACCACCUCCUCCACCAAACUCUCCUCCCAACAAGAACAAACCGAAAUGCCCCUCGCCCCGCGCACCGCAGUCAACACCCUCCGCCGUGCGAUGUACAUCGGCGCGCACGUCUCCGCAGCCGGUGGGGUUCACAACUCCAUCCCCAACGCCAUCCACAUCGGCGCGAACGCCUUUGCGCUCUUCCUCAAGUCCCAGCGCAAAUGGACCAGCCCUCCCUUAGCCGACGACGCGAAGAACCAAUUCCAUGCCCUGAUCAAGCAGCACGGGUACGAUGCGACGAAGCACGUCGUUCCGCACGCGAGCUAUCUGAUCAACCUUGCGCAAGCGGACGCCGCGAAGGCAAAGCAGGCGUAUGACUGCUUCCUGGAUGAUCUGAAGCGGUGCGAGGCGCUGGGAAUAGGGCUGUAUAACUUCCAUCCGGGGUCGGCGGGUCCUGGGGGGGAUAUGAAGGCUGCGUGUGGGAGGAUCGCUGCGCAACUUAAUAAGGCGAUCAAGGCGACGAAGAGUGUUGUGGUGUUGUUGGAGAAUAUGUGUGGCAGUGGGAAUGUAGUCGGGGGGAGGUUUGAGGAACUGGCGGAUAUCAUCUCGCAGGUGGAAGAUAAGUCUCGAAUUGGGGUUUGUCUGGAUACUUGCCAUGCUUUCACGGCUGGGUAUGAUUUGCGCACACCGGAGGCGUUUGCCCAGACGCUGGCCGAAUUCGACCGCACCAUUGGCCUCAAAUACCUGAAGGCCUUGCACCUAAACGAUAGCAAAGCCCCCUACCACUCGAACCGCGACCUCCACGCGAAUAUCGGCACAGGCUUCCUUGGCCUGCGUGCCUUCCACAACAUAAUGAACUGCCCCACCCUCGAAAAUCUCCCCAUGGUUCUAGAGACGCCUAUCGAAGAGAAGGACGCGAAGGGCAAGACAGUGGAAAACAAGCAAAUCUGGGCGGACGAGAUCAAGCUUCUGGAGAGCUUGAUCGGCAUGGACGUGGAGAGCGAGGAGUUCAACAGGCUGGAGUGCGAGCUGCAGAAGAAGGGGGCUGCGGAGCGCAGGCGGAUCGAGGAGCAGGUGGAGAAGAAGGCGACGAAGGAGAAGAAGAAGUUAGAUGGGGGGAAGAAGGAGAGGGGCGCGAUGGAUGCUUUUGUGGUGAAGAAGAAAGGGGAGGGAGAAGCUUGA
Molecule: messenger RNA, 1410 nt
Organism: Thermochaetoides thermophila DSM 1495
Lineage: Eukaryota; Fungi; Ascomycota; Sordariomycetes; Sordariales; Chaetomiaceae
Product: DNA (apurinic or apyrimidinic site) lyase-like protein
Exons: 1
Coding region: 1-1410 (469 amino acids)
Biological process (GO): base-excision repair
Cellular component (GO): mitochondrion; nucleus
Molecular function (GO): phosphoric diester hydrolase activity; DNA binding; zinc ion binding
Source: RefSeq, a predicted model, not a curated record